AUGCUGUCGGCUCGGCUCCCGCUCCUGCUCCUCGGACUGACGGCCUUCCUGUCUGUCCAGCUGCUGAUCCUGGUUCAGACCGACCGUCGCUACGAAGGUCCACGUCGUCCGACAAGAAUGUGAGCUCGUUCUGAGGAACCGCAAUAUAUUUUUUGGUGUUGUAUAAAUCCUCGUGGGCAUGAGUGUGCCAAGAUCACGUUCUAUGAUAACAUUAUAGUGGUUAUAUAGUAAUUUUUCUUAUUCAUACAUGGUUCUUCCAAACUUAUCUUUACAAAUCUUAUCAAUCUUAGGCUUCUAAUCAAAACUGAGAGCAGAAAGCGUUUCAGUUUGCAGGGAAAUUUCGUAAAAAGAGAGAAAAUCUGAAAUUAUCUUUGGGGAACUCGAAGAUUCGAAUAUGAAAAUUUCGAAAGCGUAAACUCUGCCGAUUUGCGAACGCAUACAGGAUAACUUCAAUCUCUUCUCGAAAAAUCAGAGUUUUUUUAAGAAGUAAUCAAAAAAAUAAACAGGGCUUGUAAUUGAAAGAAAGAAACUUUUUUUCAGUUUAAUUUGGUUUUUGUUUUUUUAAAUUUUGAAUAGAGCGUAUAAUUUGGGCUUUGCAAAGACUUCUAUGCUCGGUAAUUUUUUUAACCAGUAAUGAAAAAGUUAAAUUUCAAAAAGUUAUUCUUUGCAUUCAUUUGGAAACUUUUUCCUACCAGUAUCUUAAUUGAAGUUAAAGGAAUCUACAAUAUCAUUAUAAUAUAUAAAUGACCAACCUCAAAACUUGAAGCAGGCAAGCCUUGAACAGUUUUGGAUUUGUCUUCUAUACAUUUGUAGAUCUUUGUUUCUUCAGAGGUCGCCCAAAACUGCCGACGGCUCUAAUAAUUGGAGCGAGGAAAGGCGGGACGCGAGCUCUACUCGACGGGAUCGCCCUGCAUCCAAAAGUGAGAAUCGUUCGUCGCGAGACCCAUUUCUUCGACGCCAACUACACGCUCGGCGUCGAGUGGUACACCAAACUCAUGCCAAAAGUUCUUGACGAUGAGGUUCGUGGUCACUUCCAGAACUCCUCAUCACAAUCAAGUUCAGAUAAUAAUUGAGAAAACCCCAGCCUAUUUCUCGAGUGAAGUAGCGCCACAUCGAGUUUUCGAACUGAAUCAAUGGAUGAAGCUGGUUAUAAUUGUGCGGCAUCCCACACAACGUGCAAUAAGCGACUUCACGCAGGUUACACACUUUACGAUCAAGGUGCAACGAGCUCUUGGUUUUCAGGUAUACCACAACAAGUUGGACUUGAACAAGACCUUGCCUGACCUGAAGAAGGAGGCGUUCCGUCGGACUGGCGGCGAUGUCGAAGAGCUCAACACGGACUACAAGCCAAUCCGCAACUCCCUCUACGACGUCCACAUGAGCAACUGGCUCAAGUACUUCCCGCUCCGCCAGUUUCUCAUUCUCAAUGGAGACGUCUUCAGGGCGAAUCCGCUUCGUGAGGUACCUGCUUUAUUCCAUUUUCCCAUUUUCAAGAAAUUCUUCCAACUAAGCUUUCUUAAAUCUUCGUUCUUCAGCUCCGACGACUUGAAACCUUCUUGGACCUGGAACCGCGAAUCUCGCCGACGCAACUGGUGUUCAACCCCCGAAAGCGGUUCUUCUGCUUCCGACGCGACCGCAGCGAACGAUGUCUCGGCGAAUCGAAAGGCCGACGACAUCAGCGCGUCGACGCGACCCUUCAGUCGCGACUAACAGACGCCUUCCGACCUCACAACGCCAAGUUCUUUGCCCUCGUCAACCGAACAUUCCUUUGGGAUUGA
This is a messenger RNA of Caenorhabditis auriculariae, 1778 nucleotides long. The record is from the annotation of a GenBank genome assembly. Lineage: Eukaryota; Metazoa; Nematoda; Chromadorea; Rhabditida; Rhabditidae.